This is a messenger RNA of Marasmius oreades (fairy-ring Marasmius), 1257 nucleotides long. RefSeq lists its product as uncharacterized. Gene Ontology annotation, cellular component: cAMP-dependent protein kinase complex; nucleus. NCBI's taxonomy places the organism in Eukaryota, Fungi, Basidiomycota, Agaricomycetes, Agaricales, Marasmiaceae. The transcript is spliced from 3 exons. The record is from RefSeq and is a predicted model, not a curated record. The coding region runs from base 1 to 1257 and encodes 418 amino acids. Gene Ontology annotation, biological process: peptidyl-serine phosphorylation. Gene Ontology annotation, molecular function: cAMP-dependent protein kinase activity; ATP binding.
AUGUCUCCUUCUCUCUCUUCUCUCUCAAUACGGGGCGUAUCUCCCAUGCUCGUGACAUCGGAUGCACCUAUUACUCCUCCGAUGUCGCCAGGUCAUAGCGAACAAGACGACGACAUUCCAAUUGACAACGACGAAGAUAUUGUUGUUGACGAGGAUCCAAUUUCUCAAGAAAGUGCUGAGGAACAGCCACCGGCUUCUGCUACUUCUUCAGAAGGUCAGAGACCGGCAAGGUUGCUAGAAGAUGAGACAGUUCACCUUCACAACGGCGGGCUGAGACUCACAGACUUUGAAGUGCGGGGCACACUAGGGACGGGUACCUUCGGACGUGUUUUACUAGUGAGACACCGUAACCCCAGUACCCAGAGCCAUUUUGCCCUCAAAGUACUCCGAAAAAGCGAGAUUAUCCGUCUUCGCCAAGUCGAGCAUGUAAAUGCUGAGAGAUAUAUCCUCUCUCGAGUCCAACAUCCAUUCAUCGUCGAUCUUUUUGCCACCUUCCAGGAUAGCCUCAAUGUAUAUAUGUUAAUGUCCUACGUACCGGGCGGCGAACUUUUCACCCAUCUUCGUCGCGCAGUGCGCUUCACACCGGAUGUUACACGAUUCUAUCUCGCCACAAUCAUCCUGGCUCUCAAAUAUCUCCACUCUUUCAACAUCAUUUAUCGCGAUUUGAAACCAGAAAAUCUGCUUCUCGACUCGCGAGGAUAUCUACGCUUAACUGAUUUUGGUUUCGCCAAAAUUGUGGAUGACCGUACUUGGACUCUCUGUGGGACUCCGGAGUACCUCGCUCCGGAGAUUAUACAGUCUGAUGGGCAUGGAAAAGCCGCUGAUUGGUGGGCUUGCGGUGUUCUAUGUUAUGAGAUGCUUGUCGGGCAUCCUCCGUUUUACGAUGAAAAUUCGGUGUAUGGGAUCUACGAGAACAUCUUGAGCGGAAAUAUCCAGUGGCCGAGAUAUGUUGAUUCCCUAUCUCGUUCACUCAUCAAGUCCUUCCUUAACCCGGACAGAACCAAACGACUGGGAAAUAUGAUCGGAGGACCACAGGAUAUUCUGGAUCAUCCCUGGUUUAGAGGUGUUGAUUGGGAUUUGUUAGAAAGAAGAGGUAUCAGUGCGCCAAUUAUUCCCCACACCUCGUCGGGCGACGACACCAGACACUUUCUACAUCUCUCCUUUCCACCUCUGGACGAGAUGCCUGGUCUUCUUGGCGAAGAAGAUCAACAAAAUAAUCGCCUGAACCCGUCUUCGUAUCAGUUUCUCGAAUUCUGA